This is a messenger RNA of Microthlaspi erraticum, 315 nucleotides long. Lineage: Eukaryota; Viridiplantae; Streptophyta; Magnoliopsida; Brassicales; Brassicaceae. The record is from the annotation of a GenBank genome assembly.
AUGGAGCCAACUCAAGGAAAGUUUGAGAUGGAGAAGUUUGACGGCAAAGGUGACUUUGGUAUGUGGAAGUUCAAGAUGAUGGGUCAGCUAGAGAUACAAGGUCUGCUUUCAGUUAUUAAAGAAGAUUUUACUAUCUAUUUAAAAUCUGAUAAGCAAGAAGAAGGAUCAGAAGCAAAGGUAUCAAACAAGAAGGCAGCUAAAGAUCUGGGAACAUGCUUAAGUGAUCCUAUUCUGAGGAAGAUUAUGCAUGAGACAACUGCAUUGGGCAUGUGGAAGGCACUUGAAAGGAUUUAUCAAACUAAGUCUCUUCCCUAA